AGCAACAAAAGAGGAGACAGAAUCUCACAUGGAAGACCAAAGGAAAGAGAAAGAACAUUUGGAACAAAUGACGACAGACAUGAAAAAACAGUUGCUAGAGGUGGACAAUGACAAGGAAAUGAUACAAAGUUCAAUGGGUGAACUGAGAGUGAAAGAGGCAGAAAUGGUGAGAGAAAAAGACAACAUGGAUAACAAGAUGGCUAGGCUCAAAGAGGAAGAGGAUGGAAUGCGGGAAGAAAUAGGAAGGAAGAUGGACAUCUUAAAGCAGGAAAAUUGUGAAAUCAAAAGACUUAGAGAUGAAAUUGACAGUGAAAAGGACCAGCUGAAUGCAAAAUUGCUUGAGUUGGAGAAAAUGCAUGAAGAACUAGAAAGAGAGAAGAAGGAAGUGAACAACAGGAAGGAUGAAACACUGAAAGAGAAAGAUCAGUUGGAAGAGAGGCGAGGUAAGAUGAGCAAGGAGAAAGAGGAAUUGGAUAUCAGUCUUGAACUGAUGAAAAGACAAAGGGAAGACUUGACAAGCUUGAAGGCUGAAGCAGAAGUACAGACCGAACCUAUGGAAACAGACUGGAAGGAAAAGCUCACGAUGGAAAGACAACAACUUGAAGAUGUAAAGGAGGAGAUACAGAAGGAAAAAGAAGCCUUUGAGAGAAAGAAGGGUUUGACCAUGAAAGAAAGAGAUGAGUUUGAUCUGAUGAAGUCUGAAACACAGGGACAAUUGGAGGAAAUAGAACAAAACAAACAAGACAUUCGUGUGGAGAAGGAAAAGCUGGAUCAGAUCAAAGCUGAGUUAGAAAGACGGUCUGAAGACAUCAAUCAGCUCAUGGAUGAGACAAGACGGGAGAGGGGGAAGGUUGAAGAACUGGCUAUCCAAACUCAAAAACAAAGAGAAGAAAUGGUGGGUUUUAUGGAAAAGAACAAACAAAAGCAGAACGAACUGGAACUCAUGAAUGACAAGAUUGAAAGAGAGAAACAAGACAUCGAAGACAGUCGGGAUGUGCUAACAAAGGAGAGAGAGGAGCUGGAACAAAUGAGGAGUGAGAUACAGCAACAAAGAGAGGAGACAGAAUCUCACAUGGAAGACCAAAGGAAAGAGAAAGAACAUUUGGAACAAAUGACGACAGACAUGAAAAAACAGUUGCUAGAGGUGGACAAUGACAAGGAAAUGAUACAAAGUUCAAUGGGUGAACUGAGAGUGAAAGAGGCAGAAAUGGUGAGAGAAAAAGACAACAUGGAUAACAAGAUGGCUAGGCUCAAAGAGGAAGAGGAUGGAAUGCGGGAAGAAAUAGGAAGGAAGAUGGACAUCUUAAAGCAGGAAAAUUGUGAAAUCAAAAGACUUAGAGAUGAAAUUGACAGUGAAAAGGACCAGCUGAAUGCAAAAUUGCUUGAGUUGGAGAAAAUGCAUGAAGAACUAGAAAGAGAGAAGAAGGAAGUGAACAACAGGAAGGAUGAAACACUGAAAGAGAAAGAUCAGUUGGAAGAGAGGCGAGGUAAGAUGAGCAAGGAGAAAGAGGAAUUGGAUAUCAGUCUUGAACUGAUGAAAAGACAAAGGGAAGACUUGACAAGCUUGAAGGCUGAAGCAGAAGUACAGACCGAACCUAUGGAAACAGACUGGAAGGAAAAGCUCACGAUGGAAAGACAACAACUUGAAGAUGUAAAGGAGGAGAUACAGAAGGAAAAAGAAGCCUUUGAGAGAAAGAAGGGUUUGACCAUGAAAGAAAGAGAUGAGUUUGAUCUGAUGAAGUCUGAAACACAGGGACAAUUGGAGGAAAUAGAACAAAACAAACAAGACAUUCGUGUGGAGAAGGAAAAGCUGGAUCAGAUCAAAGCUGAGUUAAAAAGACGGUCUGAAGACAUCAAUCAGCUCAUGGAUGAGACAAGACGGGAGAGGGGGAAGGUUGAAGAACUGGCUAUCCAAACUCAAAAACAAAGAGAAGAAAUGGUGGGUUUUAUGGAAAAGAACAAACAAAAGCAGAACGAACUGGAACUCAUGAAUGACAAGAUUGAAAGAGAGAAACAAGACAUCGAAGACAGUCGGGAUGUGCUAACAAAGGAGAGAGAGGAGCUGGAACAAAUGAGGAGUGAGAUACAGCAACAAAAAGAGGAGACAGAAUCUCACAUGGAAGACCAAAGGAAAGAGAAAGAACAUUUGGAACAAAUGACGACAGACAUGAAAAAACAGUUGCUAGAGGUGGACAAUGACAAGGAAAUGAUACAAAGUUCAAUGGGUGAACUGAGAGUGAAAGAGGCAGAAAUGGUGAGAGAAAAAGACAACAUGGAUAACAAGAUGGCUAGGCUCAAAGAGGAAGAGGAUGGAAUGCGGGAAGAAAUAGGAAGGAAGAUGGACAUCUUAAAGCAGGAAAAUUGUGAAAUCAAAAGACUUAGAGAUGAAAUUGACAGUGAAAAGGACCAGCUGAAUGCAAAAUUGCUUGAGUUGGAGAAAAUGCAUGAAGAACUAGAAAGAGAGAAGAAGGAAGUGAACAACAGGAAGGAUGAAACACUGAAAGAGAAAGAUCAGUUGGAAGAGAGGCGAGGUAAGAUGAGCAAGGAGAAAGAGGAAUUGGAUAUCAGUCUUGAACUGAUGAAAAGACAAAGGGAAGACUUGACAAGCUUGAAGGCUGAAGCAGAAGUACAGACCGAACCUAUGGAAACAGACUGGAAGGAAAAGCUCACGAUGGAAAGACAACAACUUGAAGAUGUAAAGGAGGAGAUACAGAAGGAAAAAGAAGCCUUUGAGAGAAAGAAGGGUUUGACCAUGAAAGAAAGAGAUGAGUUUGAUCUGAUGAAGUCUGAAACACAGGGACAAUUGGAGGAAAUAGAACAAAACAAACAAGACAUUCGUGUGGAGAAGGAAAAGCUGGAUCAGAUCAAAGCUGAGUUAGAAAGACGGUCUGAAGACAUCAAUCAGCUCAUGGAUGAGACAAGACGGGAGAGGGGGAAGGUUGAAGAACUGGCUAUCCAAACUCAAAAACAAAGAGAAGAAAUGGUGGGUUUUAUGGAAAAGAACAAACAAAAGCAGAACGAACUGGAACUCAUGAAUGACAAGAUUGAAAGAGAGAAACAAGACAUCGAAGACAGUCGGGAUGUGCUAACAAAGGAGAGAGAGGAGCUGGAACAAAUGAGGAGUGAGAUACAGCAACAGAGAGAGGAGACAGAAUCUCACAUGGAAGACCAAAGGAAAGAGAAAGAGCAUUUGGAACAAAUGACGACGGACAUGAAAAAACAGUUGCUAGAGGUGGACAAUGACAAGGAAAUGAUACAAAGCUCAAUGGGUGAACUGAGAGUGAAAGAGGCAGAAAUGGUGAGAGAAAAAGACAACAUGGAUAACAAGAUGGCUAGGCUCAAAGAGGAAGAGGAUGGAAUGCGGGAAGAAAUAGGAAGGAAGAUGGACAUCUUAAAGCAGGAAAGUUGUGAAAUCAAAAGACUUAGAGAUGAAAUUGACAGUGAAAAGGACCAGCUGAAUGCAAAAUUGCUUGAGUUGGAGAAAAUGCGUGAAGAACUAGAAAGAGAGAAGAAGGAAGUGAACAACAGGAAGGAUGAAACACUGAAAGAGAAAGAUCAGUUGGAAGAGAGGCGAGGUAAGAUGAGCAAGGAGAAAGAGGAAUUGGAUAUCAGUCUUGAACUGAUGAAAAGACAAGGGGAAGACUUGACGAGCUUGAAGGCUGAAGCAGACGCACAGACCGAGGCUAUGGAAACAGACUGGAAGGAAAAGCUCACGAUGGAAAGACAACAACUUGAAGAUGUAAAGGAGGAGAUACAGAAGGAAAAAGAAGCCUUUGAGAGAAAGAAGGGAUUGACCAUGAAAGAAAGAGAUGAGUUUGAUCUGAUGAAGUCUGAAACCCAGGGACAAUUGGAGGAAAUAGAACAAAACAAACAAGACAUUCGUGUGGAGAAGGAAAAGCUGGAUCAGAUCAAAGCUGAGUUAGAAAGACGGUCUGAAGACAUCAAUCAGCUCAUGGAUGAGACAAGACGGGAGAGGGGGAAGGUUGAAGAACUGGCUAUCCAAACUCAAAAACAAAGAGAAGAAAUGGUGGGUUUUAUGGAAAAGAACAAACAAAAGCAGAACGAACUGGAACUCAUGAAUGACAAGAUUGAAAGAGAGAAACAAGACAUCGAAGAAAGUUGGGAUGUGCUAACAAAGGAGAGAGAGGAGCUGGAACAAAUGAGGAGUGAGAUACAGCAACAGAGAGAGGAGACAGAAUCUCACAUGGAAGACCAAAGGAAAGAGAAAGAACAUUUGGAACAAAUGACGACAGACAUGAAAAAACAGUUGCUAGAGGUGGACAAUGACAAGGAAAUGAUACAAAGUUCAAUGGGUGAACUGAGAGUGAAAGAGGCAGAAAUGGUGAGAGAAAAAGACAACAUGGAUAACAAGAUGGCUAGGCUCAAAGAGGAAGAGGAUGGAAUGCGGGAAGAAAUAGGAAGGAAGAUGGACAUCUUAAAGCAGGAAAAUUGUGAAAUCAAAAGACUUAGAGAUGAAAUUGACAGUGAAAAGGACCAGCUGAAUGCAAAAUUGCUUGAGUUGGAGAAAAUGCGUGAAGAACUAGAAAGAGAGAAGAAGGAAGUGAACAACAGGAAGGAUAAAACACUGAAAGAGAAAGAUCAGUUGGAAGAGAGGCGAGGUAAGAUGAGCAAGGAGAAAGAGGAAUUGGAUAUCAGUCUUGAACUGAUGAAAAGACAAAGGGAAGACUUCACGAGCUUGAAGGCUGAAGCAGAAGCACAGAACGAGGCUAUGGAAAAAGACUGGAAGGAAAAGCUCACGAUGGAAAGACAACAACUUGAAGAUGUAAAGGAGGAGAUACAGAAGGAAAAAGAAGCCUUUGAGAUAAAUAAGGGAUUGACCAUGAAAGAAAGAGAUGAGUUUGAUCUGAUGAAGUCUGAAACACAGGGACAAUUGGAGGAAAUAGAACAAAACAAACAAGACAUUCGUGUGGAGAAGGAAAAGCUGGAUCAGAUCAAAGCUGAGUUAGAAAGACGGUCUGAAGACAUCAAUCAGCUCAUGGAUGAGACAAGACGGGAGAGGGGGAAGGUUGAAGAACUGGCUAUCCAAACUCAAAAACAAAGAGAAGAAAUGGUGGGUUUUAUGGAAAAGAACAAACAAAAGCAGAACGAACUGGAACUCAUGAAUGACAAGAUUGAAAGAGAGAAACAAGACAUCGAAGAAAGUUGGGAUGUGCUAACAAAGGAGAGAGAGGAGCUGGAACAAAUGAGGAGUGAGAUACAGCAACAGAGAGAGGAGACAGAAUCUCACAUGGAAGACCAAAGGAAAGAGAAAGAACAUUUGGAACAAAUGACGACGGACAUGAAAAAACAGUUGCUAAAGGUGGACAAUGACAAGGAAAUGAUACAAAGCUCAAUGUGUGAACUGAGAGUGAAAGAGGCAGAAAUGGUGAGAGAAAAAGACAACAUGGAUAACAAGAUGGCUAGGCUCAAAGAGGAAGAGGAUGGAAUGCGGGAAGAAAUAGGAAGGAAGAUGGACAUCUUAAAGCAGGAAAGUUGUGAAACCAAAAGACUAAGAGAUGAAAUUGACAGUGAAAAGGACCAGCUGAAUGCAAAAUUGCUUGAGUUGGAAAAAAUGCGUGAAGAACUAGAUAGAGAGAAGAAGGAAGUGAAAGACAGGAAGGAUGAAACACUGAAAGAGAAAGAUCAGUUGGAAGAGAGGCGAGGUAAGAUAAGUAAGGAGAAAGAGGAAUUGGAUAUCAGUCUUGAACUGAUGAAAAGACAAAGGGAAGACUUGACAAGCUUGAAGGCUGAAGCAGAAGUACAGACCGAACCUAUGGAAACAGACUGGAAGGAAAAGCUCACGAUGGAAAGACAACAACUUGAAGAUGUAAAGGAGGAGAUACAGAAGGAAAAAGAAGCCUUUGAGAGAAAGAAGGGUUUGACCAUGAAAGAAAGAGAUGAGUUUGAUCUGAUGAAGUCUGAAACACAGGGACAAUUGGAGGAAAUAGAACAAAACAAACAAGACAUUCGUGUGGAGAAGGAAAAGCUGGAUCAGAUCAAAGCUGAGUUAGAAAGACGGUCUGAAGACAUCAAUCAGCUCAUGGAUGAGACAAGACGGGAGAGGGGGAAGGUUGAAGAACUGGCUAUCCAAACUCAAAAACAAAGAGAAGAAAUGGUGGGUUUUAUGGAAAAGAACAAACAAAAGCAGAACGAACUGGAACUCAUGAAUGACAAGAUUGAAAGAGAGAAACAAGACAUCGAAGACAGUCGGGAUGUGCUAACAAAGGAGAGAGAGGAGCUGGAACAAAUGAGGAGUGAGAUACAGCAACAGAAAGAGGAGACAGAAUCUCACAUGGAAGACCAAAGGAAAGAGAAAGAACAUUUGGAACAAAUGACGACAGACAUGAAAAAACAGUUGCUAGAGGUGGACAAUGACAAGGAAAUGAUACAAAGUUCAAUGGGUGAACUGAGAGUGAAAGAGGCAGAAAUGGUGAGAGAAAAAGACAACAUGGAUAACAAGAUGGCUAGGCUCAAAGAGGAAGAGGAUAGAAUGCGGGAAGAAAUAGGAAGGAAGAUGGACAUCUUAAAGCAGGAAAGUUGUGAAAUCAAAAGACUUAGAGAUGAAAUUGACAGUGAAAAGGACCAGCUGAAUGCAAAAUUGCUUGAGUUGGAAAAAAUGCGUGAAGAACUAGAUAGAGAGAAGAAGGAAGUGAAAGACAGGAAGGAUGAAACACUGAAAGAGAAAGAUCAGUUGGAAGAGAGGCGAGGUAAGAUAAGUAAGGAGAAAGAGGAAUUGGAUAUCAGUCUUGAACUGAUGAAAAGACAAAGGGAAGACUUGACAAGCUUGAAGGCUGAAGCAGAAGUACAGACCGAACCUAUGGAAACAGACUGGAAGGAAAAGCUCACGAUGGAAAGACAACAACUUGAAGAUGUAAAGGAGGAGAUACAGAAGGAAAAAGAAGCCUUUGAGAGAAAGAAGGGUUUGACCAUGAAAGAAAGAGAUGAGUUUGAUCUGAUGAAGUCUGAAACACAGGGACAAUUGGAGGAAAUAGAACAAAACAAACAAGACAUUCGUGUGGAGAAGGAAAAGCUGGAUCAGAUCAAAGCUGAGUUAGAAAGACGGUCUGAAGACAUCAAUCAGCUCAUGGAUGAGACAAGACGGGAGAGGGGGAAGGUUGAAGAACUGGCUAUCCAAACUCAAAAACAAAGAGAAGAAAUGGUGGGUUUUAUGGAAAAGAACAAACAAAAGCAGAACGAACUGGAACUCAUGAAUGACAAGAUUGAAAGAGAGAAACAAGACAUCGAAGACAGUCGGGAUGUGCUAACAAAGGAGAGAGAGGAGCUGGAACAAAUGAGGAGUGAGAUACAGCAACAGAAAGAGGAGACAGAAUCUCACAUGGAAGACCAAAGGAAAGAGAAAGAACAUUUGGAACAAAUGACGACAGACAUGAAAAAACAGUUGCUAGAGGUGGACAAUGACAAGGAAAUUAUACAAAGUUCAAUGGGUGAACUGAGAGUGAAAGAGGCAGAAAUGGUGAGAGAAAAAGACAACAUGGAUAACAAGAUGGCUAGGCUCAAAGAGGAAGAGGAUAGAAUGCGGGAAGAAAUAGGAAGGAAGAUGGACAUCUUAAAGCAGGAAAGUUGUGAAAUCAAAAGACUUAGAGAUGAAAUUGACAGUGAAAAGGACCAGCUGAAUGCAAAAUUGCUUGAGUUGGAGAAAAUGCAUGAAGAACUAGAAAGAGAGAAGAAGGAAGUGAACAACAGGAAGGAUGAAACACUGAAAGAGAAAGAUCAGUUGGAAGAGAGGCGAGGUAAGAUGAGCAAGGAGAAAGAGGAAUUGGAUAUCAGUCUUGAACUGAUGAAAAGACAAAGGGAAGACUUGACAAGCUUGAAGGCUGAAGCAGAAGUACAGACCGAACCUAUGGAAACAGACUGGAAGGAAAAGCUCACGAUGGAAAGACAACAACUUGAAGAUGUAAAGGAGGAGAUACAGAAGGAAAAAGAAGCCUUUGAGAGAAAGAAGGGUUUGACCAUGAAAGAAAGAGAUGAGUUUGAUCUGAUGAAGUCUGAAACACAGGGACAAUUGGAGGAAAUAGAACAAAACAAACAAGACAUUCGUGUGGAGAAGGAAAAGCUGGAUCAGAUCAAAGCUGAGUUAGAAAGACGGUCUGAAGACAUCAAUCAGCUCAUGGAUGAGACAAGACGGGAGAGGGGGAAGGUUGAAGAACUGGCUAUCCAAACUCAAAAACAAAGAGAAGAAAUGGUGGGUUUUAUGGAAAAGAACAAACAAAAGCAGAACGAACUGGAACUCAUGAAUGACAAGAUUGAAAGAGAGAAACAAGACAUCGAAGACAGUCGGGAUGUGCUAACAAAGGAGAGAGAGGAGCUGGAACAAAUGAGGAGUGAGAUACAGCAACAGAAAGAGGAGACAGAAUCUCACAUGGAAGAUCAAAGGAAAGAGAAAGAACAUUUGGAACAAAUGACGACAGACAUGAAAAAACAGUUGCUAGAGGUGGACAAUGACAAGGAAAUGAUACAAAGUUCAAUGGGUGAACUGAGAGUGAAAGAGGCAGAAAUGGUGAGAGAAAAAGACAACAUGGAUAACAAGAUGGCUAGGCUCAAAGAGGAAGAGGAUAGAAUGCGGGAAGAAAUAGGAAGGAAGAUGGACAUCUUAAAGCAGGAAAGUUGUGAAAUCAAAAGACUUAGAGAUGAAAUUGACAGUGAAAAGGACCAGCUGAAUGCAAAAUUGCUUGAGUUGGAGAAAAUGCAUGAAGAACUAGAAAGAGAGAAGAAGGAAGUGAACAACAGGAAGGAUGAAACACUGAAAGAGAAAGAUCAGUUGGAAGAGAGGCGAGGUAAGAUGAGCAAGGAGAAAGAGGAAUUGGAUAUCAGUCUUGAACUGAUGAAAAGACAAAGGGAAGACUUGACAAGCUUGAAGGCUGAAGCAGAAGUACAGACCGAACCUAUGGAAACAGACUGGAAGGAAAAGCUCACGAUGGAAAGACAACAACUUGAAGAUGUAAAGGAGGAGAUACAGAAGGAAAAAGAAGCCUUUGAGAGAAAGAAGGGUUUGACCAUGAAAGAAAGAGAUGAGUUUGAUCUGAUGAAGUCUGAAACACAGGGACAAUUGGAGGAAAUAGAACAAAACAAACAAGACAUUCGUGUGGAGAAGGAAAAGCUGGAUCAGAUCAAAGCUGAGUUAGAAAGACGGUCUGAAGACAUCAAUCAGCUCAUGGAUGAGACAAGACGGGAGAGGGGGAAGGUUGAAGAACUGGCUAUCCAAACUCAAAAACAAAGAGAAGAAAUGGUGGGUUUUAUGGAAAAGAACAAACAAAAGCAGAACGAACUGGAACUCAUGAAUGACAAGAUUGAAAGAGAGAAACAAGACAUCGAAGACAGUCGGGAUGUGCUAACAAAGGAGAGAGAGGAGCUGGAACAAAUGAGGAGUGAGAUACAGCAACAAAAAGAGGAGACAGAAUCUCACAUGGAAGACCAAAGGAAAGAGAAAGAACAUUUGGAACAAAUGACGACAGACAUGAAAAAACAGUUGCUAGAGGUGGACAAUGACAAGGAAAUGAUACAAAGUUCAAUGGGUGAACUGAGAGUGAAAGAGGCAGAAAUGGUGAGAGAAAAAGACAACAUGGAUAACAAGAUGGCUAGGCUCAAAGAGGAAGAGGAUGGAAUGCGGGAAGAAAUAGGAAGGAAGAUGGACAUCUUAAAGCAGGAAAAUUGUGAAAUCAAAAGACUUAGAGAUGAAAUUGACAGUGAAAAGGACCAGCUGAAUGCAAAAUUGCUUGAGUUGGAGAAAAUGCAUGAAGAACUAGAAAGAGAGAAGAAGGAAGUGAACAACAGGAAGGAUGAAACACUGAAAGAGAAAGAUCAGUUGGAAGAGAGGCGAGGUAAGAUGAGCAAGGAGAAAGAGGAAUUGGAUAUCAGUCUUGAACUGAUGAAAAGACAAAGGGAAGACUUGACAAGCUUGAAGGCUGAAGCAGAAGUACAGACCGAACCUAUGGAAACAGACUGGAAGGAAAAGCUCACGAUGGAAAGACAACAACUUGAAGAUGUAAAGGAGGAGAUACAGAAGGAAAAAGAAGCCUUUGAGAGAAAGAAGGGUUUGACCAUGAAAGAAAGAGAUGAGUUUGAUCUGAUGAAGUCUGAAACACAGGGACAAUUGGAGGAAAUAGAACAAAACAAACAAGACAUUCGUGUGGAGAAGGAAAAGCUGGAUCAGAUCAAAGCUGAGUUAGAAAGACGGUCUGAAGACAUCAAUCAGCUCAUGGAUGAGACAAGACGGGAGAGGGGGAAGGUUGAAGAACUGGCUAUCCAAACUCAAAAACAAAGAGAAGAAAUGGUGGGUUUUAUGGAAAAGAACAAACAAAAGCAGAACGAACUGGAACUCAUGAAUGACAAGAUUGAAAGAGAGAAACAAGACAUCGAAGACAGUCGGGAUGUGCUAACAAAGGAGAGAGAGGAGCUGGAACAAAUGAGGAGUGAGAUACAGCAACAAAAAGAGGAGACAGAAUCUCACAUGGAAGACCAAAGGAAAGAGAAAGAACAUUUGGAACAAAUGACGACAGACAUGAAAAAACAGUUGCUAGAGGUGGACAAUGACAAGGAAAUGAUACAAAGUUCAAUGGGUGAACUGAGAGUGAAAGAGGCAGAAAUGGUGAGAGAAAAAGACAACAUGGAUAACAAGAUGGCUAGGCUCAAAGAGGAAGAGGAUGGAAUGCGGGAAGAAAUAGGAAGGAAGAUGGACAUCUUAAAGCAGGAAAAUUGUGAAAUCAAAAGACUUAGAGAUGAAAUUGACAGUGAAAAGGACCAGCUGAAUGCAAAAUUGCUUGAGUUGGAGAAAAUGCGUGAAGAACUAGAAAGAGAGAAGAAGGAAGUGAACAACAGGAAGGAUAAAACACUGAAAGAGAAAGAUCAGUUGGAAGAGAGGCGAGGUAAGAUGAGCAAGGAGAAAGAGGAAUUGGAUAUCAGUCUUGAACUGAUGAAAAGACAAAGGGAAGACUUGACAAGCUUGAAGGCUGAAGCAGAAGUAAAGACCGAACCUAUGGAAACAGACUGGAAGGAAAAGCUCACGAUGGAAAGACAACAACUUGAAGAUGUAAAGGAGGAGAUACAGAAGGAAAAAGAAGCCUUUGAGAGAAAGAAGGGUUUGACCAUGAAAGAAAGAGAUGAGUUUGAUCUGAUGAAGUCUGAAACACAGGGACAAUUGGAGGAAAUAGAACAAAACAAACAAGACAUUCGUGUGGAGAAGGAAAAGCUGGAUCAGAUCAAAGCUGAGUUAGAAAGACGGUCUGAAGACAUCAAUCAGCUCAUGGAUGAGACAAGACGGGAGAGGGGGAAGGUUGAAGAACUGGCUAUCCAAACUAAAAAACAAAGAGAAGAAAUGGUGGGUUUUAUGGAAAAGAACAAACAAAAGCAGAACGAACUGGAACUCAUGAAUGACAAGAUUGAAAGAGAGAAACAAGACAUCGAAGACAGUCGGGAUGUGCUAACAAAGGAGAGAGAGGAGCUGGAACAAAUGAGGAGUGAGAUACAGCAACAGAAAGAGGAGACAGAAUCUCACAUGGAAGACCAAAGGAAAGAGAAAGAACAUUUGGAACAAAUGACGACAGACAUGAAAAAACAGUUGCUAGAGGUGGACAAUGACAAGGAAAUUAUACAAAGUUCAAUGGGUGAACUGAGAGUGAAAGAGGCAGAAAUGGUGAGAGAAAAAGACAACAUGGAUAACAAGAUGGCUAGGCUCAAAGAGGAAGAGGAUGGAAUGCGGGAAGAAAUAGGAAGGAAGAUGGACAUCUUAAAGCAGGAAAAUUGUGAAAUCAAAAGACUUAGAGAUGAAAUUGACAGUGAAAAGGACCAGCUGAAUGCAAAAUUGCUUGAGUUGGAGAAAAUGCGUGAAGAACUAGAAAGAGAGAAGAAGGAAGUGAACAACAGGAAGGAUAAAACACUGAAAGAGAAAGAUCAGUUGGAAGAGAGGCGAGGUAAGAUGAGCAAGGAGAAAGAGGAAUUGGAUAUCAGUCUUGAACUGAUGAAAAGACAAAGGGAAGACUUGACGAGCUUGAAGGCUGAAGCAGAAGCACAGAACGAGGCUAUGGAAAAAGACUGGAAGGAAAAGCUCACGAUGGAAAGACAACAACUUGAAGAUGUAAAGGAGGAGAUACAGAAGGAAAAAGAAGCCUUUGAGAUAAAUAAGGGAUUGACCAUGAAAGAAAGAGAUGAGUUUGAUCUGAUGAAGUCUGAAACACAGGGACAAUUGGAGGAAAUAGAACAAAACAAACAAGACAUUCGUGUGGAGAAGGAAAAGCUGGAUCAGAUCAAAGCUGAGUUAGAAAGACGGUCUGAAGACAUCAAUCAGCUCAUGGAUGAGACAAGACGGGAGAGGGGGAAGGUUGAAGAACUGGCUAUCCAAACUCAAAAACAAAGAGAAGAAAUGGUGGGUUUUAUGGAAAAGAACAAACAAAAGCAGAACGAACUGGAACUCAUGAAUGACAAGAUUGAAAGAGAGAAACAAGACAUCGAAGACAGUCGGGAUGUGCUAACAAAGGAGAGAGAGGAGCUGGAACAAAUGAGGAGUGAGAUACAGCAACAGAGAGAGGAGACAGAAUCUCACAUGGAAGACCAAAGGAAAGAGAAAGAACAUUUGGAACAAAUGACGACGGACAUGAAAAAACAGUUGCUAAAGGUGGACAAUGACAAGGAAAUGAUACAAAGCUCAAUGUGUGAACUGAGAGUGAAAGAGGCAGAAAUGGUGAGAGAAAAAGACAACAUGGAUAACAAGAUGGCUAGGCUCAAUGAGGAAGAGGAUAGAAAGCGGGAAGAAAUAGGAAGGAAAAUGGACAUCUUAAAGCAGGAAAGUUGUGAAAUCACAAGACUUAGAGAUGAAAUUGACAGUGAAAAGGACCAGCUGAAUGCAAAAUUGCUUGAGUUGGAGAAAAUGCGUGAAGAACUAGAAAGAGAGAAGAAGGAAGUGAACAACAGGAAGGAUAAAACACUGAAAGAGAAAGAUCAGUUGGAAGAGAGGCGAGGUAAGAUGAGCAAGGAGAAAGAGGAAUUGGAUAUCAGUCUUGAACUGAUGAAAAGACAAAGGGAAGACUUGACGAGCUUGAAGGCUGAAGCAGAAGCACAGAACGAGGCUAUGGAAAAAGACUGGAAGGAAAAGCUCACGAUGGAAAGACAACAACUUGAAGAUGUAAAGGAGGAGAUACAGAAGGAAAAAGAAGCCUUUGAGAUAAAUAAGGGAUUGACCAUGAAAGAAAGAGAUGAGUUUGAUCUGAUGAAGUCUGAAACACAGGGACAAUUGGAGGAAAUAGAACAAAACAAACAAGACAUUCGUGUGGAGAAGGAAAAGCUGGAUCAGAUCAAAGCUGAGUUAGAAAGACGGUCUGAAGACAUCAAUCAGCUCAUGGAUGAGACAAGACGGGAGAGGGGGAAGGUUGAAGAACUGGCUAUCCAAACUCAAAAACAAAGAGAAGAAAUGGUGGGUUUUAUGGAAAAGAACAAACAAAAGCAGAACGAACUGGAACUCAUGAAUGACAAGAUUGAAAGAGAGAAACAAGACAUCGAAGACAGUCGGGAUGUGCUAACAAAGGAGAGAGAGGAGCUGGAACAAAUGAGGAGUGACAUAUACCAACAGAGAGAGGAGACAGAAUCUCACAUGGAAGACCAAAGGAAAGAGAAAGAACAUUUGGAACAAAUGACGACGGACAUGAAAAAACAGUUGCUAAAGGUGGACAAUGACAAGGAAAUGAUACAAAGCUCAAUGUGUGAACUGAGAGUGAAAGAGGCAGAAAUGGUGAGAGAAAAAGACAACAUGGAUAACAAGAUGGCUAGGCUCAAAGAGGAAGAGGAUGGAAUGCGGGAAGAAAUAGGAAGGAAGAUGGACAUCUUAAAGCAGGAAAGUUGUGAAACCAAAAGACUAAGAGAUGAAAUUGACAGUGAAAAGGACCAGCUGAAUGCAAAAUUGCUUGAGUUGGAAAAAAUGCGUGAAGAACUAGAUAGAGAGAAGAAGGAAGUGAAAGACAGGAAGGAUGAAACACUGAAAGAGAAAGAUCAGUUGGAAGAGAGGCGAGGUAAGAUAAGUAAGGAGAAAGAGGAAUUGGAUAUCAGUCUUGAACUGAUGAAAAGACAAAGGGAAGACUUGACAAGCUUGAAGGCUGAAGCAGAAGUACAGACCGAACCUAUGGAAACAGACUGGAAGGAAAAGCUCACGAUGGAAAGACAACAACUUGAAGAUGUAAAGGAGGAGAUACAGAAGGAAAAAGAAGCCUUUGAGAGAAAGAAGGGUUUGACCAUGAAAGAAAGAGAUGAGUUUGAUCUGAUGAAGUCUGAAACACAGGGACAAUUGGAGGAAAUAGAACAAAACAAACAAGACAUUCGUGUGGAGAAGGAAAAGCUGGAUCAGAUCAAAGCUGAGUUAGAAAGACGGUCUGAAGACAUCAAUCAGCUCAUGGAUGAGACAAGACGGGAGAGGGGGAAGGUUGAAGAACUGGCUAUCCAAACUCAAAAACAAAGAGAAGAAAUGGUGGGUUUUAUGGAAAAGAACAAACAAAAGCAGAACGAACUGGAACUCAUGAAUGACAAGAUUGAAAGAGAGAAACAAGACAUCGAAGACAGUCGGGAUGUGCUAACAAAGGAGAGAGAGGAGCUGGAACAAAUGAGGAGUGAGAUACAGCAACAAAAAGAGGAGACAGAAUCUCACAUGGAAGACCAAAGGAAAGAGAAAGAACAUUUGGAACAAAUGACGACAGACAUGAAAAAACAGUUGCUAGAGGUGGACAAUGACAAGGAAAUGAUACAAAGUUCAAUGGGUGAACUGAGAGUGAAAGAGGCAGAAAUGGUGAGAGAAAAAGACAACAUGGAUAACAAGAUGGCUAGGCUCAAAGAGGAAGAGGAUGGAAUGCGGGAAGAAAUAGGAAGGAAGAUGGACAUCUUAAAGCAGGAAAAUUGUGAAAUCAAAAGACUUAGAGAUGAAAUUGACAGUGAAAAGGACCAGCUGAAUGCAAAAUUGCUUGAGUUGGAGAAAAUGCGUGAAGAACUAGAAAGAGAGAAGAAGGAAGUGAAAGACAGGAAGGAUGAAACACUGAAAGAGAAAGAUCAGUUGGAAGAGAGGCGAGGUAAGAUAAGUAAGGAGAAAGAGGAAUUGGAUAUCAGUCUUGAACUGAUGAAAAGACAAAGGGAAGACUUGACAAGCUUGAAGGCUGAAGCAGAAGUACAGACCGAACCUAUGGAAACAGACUGGAAGGAAAAGCUCACGAUGGAAAGACAACAACUUGAAGAUGUAAAGGAGGAGAUACAGAAGGAAAAAGAAGCCUUUGAGAGAAAGAAGGGUUUGACCAUGAAAGAAAGAGAUGAGUUUGAUCUGAUGAAGUCUGAAACACAGGGACAAUUGGAGGAAAUAGAACAAAACAAACAAGACAUUCGUGUGGAGAUGGAAAAGCUGGAUCAGAUCAAAGCUGAGUUAGAAAGACGGUCUGAAGACAUCAAUCAGCUCAUGGAUGAGACAAGACGGGAGAGGGGGAAGGUUGAAGAACUGGCUAUCCAAACUCAAAAACAAAGAGAAGAAAUGGUGGGUUUUAUGGAAAAGAACAAACAAAAGCAGAACGAACUGGAACUCAUGAAUGACAAGAUUGAAAGAGAGAAACAAGACAUCGAAGACAGUCGGGAUGUGCUAACAAAGGAGAGAGAGGAGCUGGAACAAAUGAGGAGUGAGAUACAGCAACAGAAAGAGGAGACAGAAUCUCACAUGGAAGACCAAAGGAAAGAGAAAGAACAUUUGGAACAAAUGACGACAGACAUGAAAAAACAGUUGCUAGAGGUGGACAAUGACAAGGAAAUGAUACAAAGUUCAAUGGGUGAACUGAGAGUGAAAGAGGCAGAAAUGGUGAGAGAAAAAGACAACAUGGAUAACAAGAUGGCUAGGCUCAAAGAGGAAGAGGAUGGAAUGCGGGAAGAAAUAGGAAGGAAGAUGGACAUCUUAAAGCAGGAAAAUUGUGAAAUCAAAAGACUUAGAGAUGAAAUUGACAGUGAAAAGGACCAGCUGAAUGCAAAAUUGCUUGAGUUGGAGAAAAUGCGUGAAGAACUAGAAAGAGAGAAGAAGGAAGUGAACAACAGGAAGGAUAAAACACUGAAAGAGAAAGAUCAGUUGGAAGAGAGGCGAGGUAAGAUGAGCAAGGAGAAAGAGGAAUUGGAUAUCAGUCUUGAACUGAUGAAAAGACAAAGGGAAGACUUGACAAGCUUGAAGGCUGAAGCAGAAGUACAGACCGAACCUAUGGAAACAGACUGGAAGGAAAAGCUCACGAUGGAAAGACAACAACUUGAAGAUGUAAAGGAGGAGAUACAGAAGGAAAAAGAAGCCUUUGAGAGAAAGAAGGGUUUGACCAUGAAAGAAAGAGAUGAGUUUGAUCUGAUGAAGUCUGAAACACAGGGACAAUUGGAGGAAAUAGAACAAAACAAACAAGACAUUCGUGUGGAGAAGGAAAAGCUGGAUCAGAUCAAAGCUGAGUUAGAAAGACGGUCUGAAGACAUCAAUCAGCUCAUGGAUGAGACAAGACGGGAGAGGGGGAAGGUUGAAGAACUGGCUAUCCAAACUCAAAAACAAAGAGAAGAAAUGGUGGGUUUUAUGGAAAAGAACAAACAAAAGCAGAACGAACUGGAACUCAUGAAUGACAAGAUUGAAAGAGAGAAACAAGACAUCGAAGACAGUCGGGAUGUGCUAACAAAGGAGAGAGAGGAGCUGGAACAAAUGAGGAGUGAGAUACAGCAACAGAAAGAGGAGACAGAAUCUCACAUGGAAGACCAAAGGAAAGAGAAAGAACAUUUGGAACAAAUGACGACAGACAUGAAAAAACAGUUGCUAGAGGUGGACAAUGACAAGGAAAUGAUACAAAGUUCAAUGGGUGAACUGAGAGUGAAAGAGGCAGAAAUGGUGAGAGAAAAAGACAACAUGGAUAACAAGAUGGCUAGGCUCAAAGAGGAAGAGGAUGGAAUGCGGGAAGAAAUAGGAAGGAAGAUGGACAUCUUAAAGCAGGAAAAUUGUGAAAUCAAAAGACUUAGAGAUGAAAUUGACAGUGAAAAGGACCAGCUGAAUGCAAAAUUGCUUGAGUUGGAGAAAAUGCGUGAAGAACUAGAAAGAGAGAAGAAGGAAGUGAACAACAGGAAGGAUAAAACACUGAAAGAGAAAGAUCAGUUGGAAGAGAGGCGAGGUAAGAUGAGCAAGGAGAAAGAGGAAUUGGAUAUCAGUCUUGAACUGAUGAAAAGACAAAGGGAAGACUUGACAAGCUUGAAGGCUGAAGCAGAAGUACAGACCGAACCUAUGGAAACAGACUGGAAGGAAAAGCUCACGAUGGAAAGACAACAACUUGAAGAUGUAAAGGAGGAGAUACAGAAGGAAAAAGAAGCCUUUGAGAGAAAGAAGGGUUUGACCAUGAAAGAAAGAGAUGAGUUUGAUCUGAUGAAGUCUGAAACACAGGGACAAUUGGAGGAAAUAGAACAAAACAAACAAGACAUUCGUGUGGAGAAGGAAAAGCUGGAUCAGAUCAAAGCUGAGUUAGAAAGACGGUCUGAAGACAUCAAUCAGCUCAUGGAUGAGACAAGACGGGAGAGGGGGAAGGUUGAAGAACUGGCUAUCCAAACUAAAAAACAAAGAGAAGAAAUGGUGGGUUUUAUGGAAAAGAACAAACAAAAGCAGAACGAACUGGAACUCAUGACUGACAAGAUUGAAAGAGAGAAACAAGACAUCGAAGACAGUCGGGAUGUGCUAACAAAGGAGAGAGAGGAGCUGGAACAAAUGAGGAGUGAGAUACAGCAACAGAGAGAGGAGACAGAAUCUCACAUGGAAGACCAAAGGAAAGAGAAAGAACAUUUGGAACAAAUGACGACGGACAUGAAAAAACAGUUGCUAAAGGUGGACAAUGACAAGGAAAUGAUACAAAGCUCAAUGUGUGAACUGAGAGUGAAAGAGGCAGAAAUGGUGAGAGAAAAAGACAACAUGGAUAACAAGAUGGCUAGGCUCAAAGAGGAAGAGGAUGGAAUGCGGGAAGAAAUAGGAAGGAAGAUGGACAUCUUAAAGCAGGAAAAUUGUGAAAUCAAAAGACUUAGAGAUGAAAUUGACAGUGAAAAGGACCAGCUGAAUGCAAAAUUGCUUGAGUUGGAGAAAAUGCGUGAAGAACUAGAAAGAGAGAAGAAGGAAGUGAACAACAGGAAGGAUAAAACACUGAAAGAGAAAGAUCAGUUGGAAGAGAGGCGAGGUAAGAUGAGCAAGGAGAAAGAGGAAUUGGGUAUCAGUCUUGAACUGAUGAAAAGACAAAGGGAAGACUUGACAAGCUUGAAGGCUGAAGCAGAAGUACAGACCGAACCUAUGGAAACAGACUGGAAGGAAAAGCUCACGAUGGAAAGACAACAACUUGAAGAUGUAAAGGAGGAGAUACAGAAGGAAAAAGAAGCCUUUGAGAGAAAGAAGGGUUUGACCAUGAAAGAAAGAGAUGAGUUUGAUCUGAUGAAGUCUGAAACACAGGGACAAUUGGAGGAAAUAGAACAAAACAAACAAGACAUUCGUGUGGAGAAGGAAAAGCUGGAUCAGAUCAAAGCUGAGUUAGAAAGACGGUCUGAAGACAUCAAUCAGCUCAUGGAUGAGACAAGACGGGAGAGGGGGAAGGUUGAAGAACUGGCUAUCCAAACUAAAAAACAAAGAGAAGAAAUGGUGGGUUUUAUGGAAAAGAACAAACAAAAGCAGAACGAACUGGAACUCAUGACUGACAAGAUUGAAAGAGAGAAACAAGACAUCGAAGACAGUCGGGAUGUGCUAACAAAGGAGAGAGAGGAGCUGGAACAAAUGAGGAGUGAGAUACAGCAACAGAAAGAGGAGACAGAAUCUCACAUGGAAGACCAAAGGAAAGAGAAAGAACAUUUGGAACAAAUGACGACAGACAUGAAAAAACAGUUGCUAGAGGUGGACAAUGACAAGGAAAUUAUACAAAGUUCAAUGGGUGAACUGAGAGUGAAAGAGGCAGAAAUGGUGAGAGAAAAAGACAACAUGGAUAACAAGAUGGCUAGGCUCAAAGAGGAAGAGGAUGGAAUGCGGGAAGAAAUAGGAAGGAAGAUGGACAUCUUAAAGCAGGAAAAUUGUGAAAUCAAAAGACUUAGAGAUGAAAUUGACAGUGAAAAGGACCAGCUGAAUGCAAAAUUGCUUGAGUUGGAGAAAAUGCGUGAAGAACUAGAAAGAGAGAAGAAGGAAGUGAACAACAGGAAGGAUAAAACACUGAAAGAGAAAGAUCAGUUGGAAGAGAGGCGAGGUAAGAUGAGCAAGGAGAAAGAGGAAUUGGAUAUCAGUCUUGAACUGAUGAAAAGACAAAGGGAAGACUUGACGAGCUUGAAGGCUGAAGCAGAAGCACAGAACGAGGCUAUGGAAAAAGACUGGAAGGAAAAGCUCACGAUGGAAAGACAACAACUUGAAGAUGUAAAGGAGGAGAUACAGAAGGAAAAAGAAGCCUUUGAGAUAAAUAAGGGAUUGACCAUGAAAGAAAGAGAUGAGUUUGAUCUGAUGAAGUCUGAAACACAGGGACAAUUGGAGGAAAUAGAACAAAACAAACAAGACAUUCGUGUGGAGAAGGAAAAGCUGGAUCAGAUCAAAGCUGAGUUAGAAAGACGGUCUAAAGACAUCAAUCAGCUCAUGGAUGAGACAAGACGGGAGAGGGGGAAGGUUGAAGAACUGGCUAUCCAAACUCAAAAACAAAGAGAAGAAAUGGUGGGUUUUAUGGAAAAGAACAAACAAAAGCAGAACGAACUGGAACUCAUGAAUGACAAGAUUGAAAGAGAGAAACAAGACAUCGAAGACAGUCGGGAUGUGCUAACAAAGGAGAGAGAGGAGCUGGAACAAAUGAGGAGUGAGAUACAGCAACAGAGAGAGGAGACAGAAUCUCACAUGGAAGACCAAAGGAAAGAGAAAGAACAUUUGGAACAAAUGACGACGGACAUGAAAAAACAGUUGCUAAAGGUGGACAAUGACAAGGAAAUGAUACAAAGCUCAAUGUGUGAACUGAGAGUGAAAGAGGCAGAAAUGGUGAGAGAAAAAGACAACAUGGAUAACAAGAUGGCUAGGCUCAAAGAGGAAGAGGAUGGAAUGCGGGAAGAAAUAGGAAGGAAGAUGGACAUCUUAAAGCAGGAAAAUUGUGAAAUCAAAAGACUUAGAGAUGAAAUUGACAGUGAAAAGGACCAGCUGAAUGCAAAAUUGCUUGAGUUGGAGAAAAUGCGUGAAGAACUAGAAAGAGAGAAGAAGGAAGUGAACAACAGGAAGGAUAAAACACUGAAAGAGAAAGAUCAGUUGGAAGAGAGGCGAGGUAAGAUGAGCAAGGAGAAAGAGGAAUUGGAUAUCAGUCUUGAACUGAUGAAAAGACAAAGGGAAGACUUGACAAGCUUGAAGGCUGAAGCAGAAGUACAGACCGAACCUAUGGAAACAGACUGGAAGGAAAAGCUCACGAUGGAAAGACAACAACUUGAAGAUGUAAAGGAGGAGAUACAGAAGGAAAAAGAAGCCUUUGAGAGAAAGAAGGGUUUGACCAUGAAAGAAAGAGAUGAGUUUGAUCUGAUGAAGUCUGAAACACAGGGACAAUUGGAGGAAAUAGAACAAAACAAACAAGACAUUCGUGUGGAGAAGGAAAAGCUGGAUCAGAUCAAAGCUGAGUUAGAAAGACGGUCUGAAGACAUCAAUCAGCUCAUGGAUGAGACAAGACGGGAGAGGGGGAAGGUUGAAGAACUGGCUAUCCAAACUAAAAAACAAAGAGAAGAAAUGGUGGGUUUUAUGGAAAAGAACAAACAAAAGCAGAACGAACUGGAACUCAUGACUGACAAGAUUGAAAGAGAGAAACAAGACAUCGAAGACAGUCGGGAUGUGCUAACAAAGGAGAGAGAGGAGCUGGAACAAAUGAGGAGUGAGAUACAGCAACAGAAAGAGGAGACAGAAUCUCACAUGGAAGACCAAAGGAAAGAGAAAGAACAUUUGGAACAAAUGACGACAGACAUGAAAAAACAGUUGCUAGAGGUGGACAAUGACAAGGAAAUGAUACAAAGUUCAAUGGGUGAACUGAGAGUGAAAGAGGCAGAAAUGGUGAGAGAAAAAGACAACAUGGAUAACAAGAUGGCUAGGCUCAAAGAGGAAGAGGAUGGAAUGCGGGAAGAAAUAGGAAGGAAGAUGGACAUCUUAAAGCAGGAAAAUUGUGAAAUCAAAAGACUUAGAGAUGAAAUUGACAGUGAAAAGGACCAGCUGAAUGCAAAAUUGCUUGAGUUGGAGAAAAUGCGUGAAGAACUAGAAAGAGAGAAGAAGGAAGUGAACAACAGGAAGGAUAAAACACUGAAAGAGAAAGAUCAGUUGGAAGAGAGGCGAGGUAAGAUGAGCAAGGAGAAAGAGGAAUUGGAUAUCAGUCUUGAACUGAUGAAAAGACAAAGGGAAGACUUGACGAGCUUGAAGGCUGAAGCAGAAGCACAGAACGAGGCUAUGGAAAAAGACUGGAAGGAAAAGCUCACGAUGGAAAGACAACAACUUGAAGAUGUAAAGGAGGAGAUACAGAAGGAAAAAGAAGCCUUUGAGAUAAAUAAGGGAUUGACCAUGAAAGAAAGAGAUGAGUUUGAUCUGAUGAAGUCUGAAACACAGGGACAAUUGGAGGAAAUAGAACAAAACAAACAAGACAUUCGUGUGGAGAAGGAAAAGCUGGAUCAGAUCAAAGCUGAGUUAGAAAGACGGUCUAAAGACAUCAAUCAGCUCAUGGAUGAGACAAGACGGGAGAGGGGGAAGGUUGAAGAACUGGCUAUCCAAACUCAAAAACAAAGAGAAGAAAUGGUGAGUUUUAUGGAAAAGAACAAACAAAAGCAGAACGAACUGGAACUCAUGAAUGACAAGAUUGAAAGAGAGAAACAAGACAUUGAAGACAGUCGGGAUGUGCUAACAAAGGAGAGAGAGGAGCUGGAACAAAUGUGGAGUGAGAUACAGCAACAGAGAGAGGAGACAGAAUCUCACAUGGAAGACCAAAGGAAAGAGAAAGAACAUUUGGAACAAAUGACGACGGACAUGAAAAAACAGUUGCUAGAGGUGGACAAUGACAAGGAAAUGAUACAAAGUUCAAUGGGUGAAGUGAGAGUGAAAGAGGCAGAAAUGGUGAGAGAAAAAGACAACAUGGAUAACAAGAUGGCUAGGCUCAAUGAGGAAGAGGAUAGAAUGCGGGAAGAAAUAGGAAGGAAAAUGGACAUCUUAAAGCAGGAAAGUUGUGAAAUCACAAGACUUAGAGAUGAAAUUGACAGUGAAAAGGACCAGCUGAAUGCAAAAUUGCUUGAGUUGGAAAAAAUGCGUGAAGAACUAGAUAGAGAGAAGAAGGAAGUGAAAGACAGGAAGGAUGAAACACUGAAAGAGAAAGAUCAGUUGGAAGAGAGGCGAGGUAAGAUAAGUAAAGAGAAAGAGGAAUUGGAUAUCAGUCUUGAACUUAUGAAAAGACAAAGGGAAGACUUGACGAGCUUGAAGGCUGAAGCAGAAGUACAGACCGAGCCUAUGGAAACAGACUGGAAGGAAAAUCUCACGAGGGAAAGACAACAACUUGAAGAUGUAAAGGAGGAGAUACAGAAGGAAAAAGAAGCCUUUGAGAGAAAGAAGGGAUUGAUCAUGAAAGAAAGAGAUGAGUUUGAUCUGAUGAAGUCUGAAACCCAGGGACAAUUGGAGGAAAUAGAACAAAACAAACAAGACAUUCGUGUGGAGAAGGAAAAGCUGGAUCAGAUCAAAGCUGAGUUAGAAAGACGGUCUGAAGACAUCAAUCAGCUCAUGGAUGAGACAAGACAGGAGAGGGGGAAGGUUGAAGAACUGGCUAUCCAAACUCAAAAACAAAGAGAAGAAAUGGUGGGUUUUAUGGAAAAGAACAAACAAAAGCAGAACGAACUGGAACUCAUGACUGACAAGAUUGAAAGAGAGAAACAAGACAUCGAAGACAGUCGGGAUGUGCUAACAAAGGAGAGAGAGGAGCUGGAACAAAUGAGGAGUGAGAUACACCAACAGAGAGAGGAGACAGAAUCUCACAUGGAAGACCAAAGGAAAGAGAAAGAACAUUUGGAACAAAUGACGACGGACAUGAAAAAACAGUUGCUAGAGGUGAACAAUGACAAGGAAAUGAUACAAAGCUCAAUGGGUGAACUGAGAGUGAAAGAGGCAGAAAUGGUGAGAGAAAAAGACAACAUGGAUAACAAGAUGGCUAGGCUCAAAGAGGAAGACGAUGGAAUGCGGGAAGAAAUAGGAAGGAAGAUGGACAUCUUAAAGCAGGAAAGUUGUGAAAUCAAAAGACUUAGAGAUGAAAUUGACAGUGAAAAGGACCAGCUGAAUGCAAAAUUGCUUGAGUUGGAGAAAAUGCGUGAAGAACUAGAAAGAGAGAAGAAGGAAGUGAACAACAGGAAGGAUGAAACACUGAAAGAGAAAGAUCAGUUGGAAGAGAGGCGAGGUAAGAUGAGCAAGGAGAAAGAGGAAUUUGAUAUCAGUCUUGAACUGAUGAAAAGACAAAGUGAAGACUUGACGAGCUUGAAGGCUGAAGCAGAAGUACAGACCGAGGCUAUGGAAAAAGACUGGAAGGAAAAGCUCACGAGGGAAAGACAACAACUUGAAGAUGUAAAGGAGGAGAUACAUAAGGAAAAAGAAGCCUUUGAGAGAAAGAAGGGAUUGACCAUGAAAGAACGAGAUGAGUUUGAUCUGAUGAAGUCUGAAACCCAGAGACAAUUGGAGGAAAUAGAACAAAUCCAGAAAGAAAGGGAGGAAAUGAAAAGUGUUAUUGAAGAUAUCAAGAGAGCAAAAGCUAAUCAGGAAGUGAUGGAAUCUGAGAUUGUGACAAAGAAACGAGAAACAGAUAAUAUCAUGGAAAUUAUCUCAAAAGAAAAAGACAACAUGGACAAAAUUAAGAUUGAAGUGGAAAGGGAGAGUAACGAAUUUGAGAUCACCAAGGGCAAGAUGGUGACGGAGAUGGAUGAGCUGGGACAGAGAAAAGCUGAGAUCGAGAAUGAUAAAUAUGAAGCAGAAAUGUUGAUGGCUGAACUGAAAGAGGAAGAGCAAAGAAUGAGGGAAGAAAUUUGCAAGAUGAAAGACAGUCUCGAGCAGAUCAAAGCUGAAAUACAACCACAGAGAGAAGACAUUGAAAGCAAGAUGGAGGAGCUGAAUGUCCAAAAGGCUGAGAUGGAAAGUGUUAUGACAGAUAUCGACAGACAAAAAAAGGACAUGCAAAACCAAAGACAGCAAAUUGAACAAGACAAACAAAAGAUGAUCAAGGAAAAGGAUGAUCUGGAAAGGAUUAAGAUGGAGAUUGCUGAAUUGAAGGAGGAACACCAAAGAAUGAGGGAGGAUAUCAGGAAGAUGAAAGAAAACCUAGACACUGAAAUACAGCUGAAGAGAGAUGGUAUUGAAAGUAAAAUGGAAGAGUUGGAUGUCAAAAAGAGAGAGCUGGAAAACAUGUGGACCGAUAUUUACAGAGAAAAGGAGGAACUACAAAACCAGAGAAAGGAAAUAGAAGAAGACAAACAAAAUAUACUAGAUGAAAAGGGUGGGCUGGAACACAUCAAGGCUGAUUUACAAAUGAAGAGCAGAAAGGAGAAUGUUGAGGGCAUGGCUGUCCAAUUCCAGAUGGAAAAGGAGGAAAUUGAAAGUGUCAUGGUAGAACCCGAGAUAAGAAGACAAGUACUGGAAUUUACAAAAGUGGAGGUAGAGAAGGAAGAAACGGAGAACAUCAAGGACAUUGUAUUAAAGGAUCAGAAAUAUCUGGAAAAAAUGAAGAUUGAGAUGGAAAGAGAAAGAGAAGAAAUUGAUAAUACCAAGAUCAAGAUAGCAAUCGAUAUGGAAAGGCUGGAAGCGACAAAGGUUGUAAUAGAGAGACAACUGAAAGAAGAACAACGACAAAUGAGGGAGGAUAUCGAGAAGAUGAAAGACAACCAAGAGCAGAUCAAUGCUGAAAUACAAUUACAGCGAGAGGACAUUGCAGCCCAAAUGGCUGAGUUAAAUGUCAAAAAAGCAGAGUUGGAAAACAUUCAAGCUGAUCUAGACAGACAGAAAGUAGAACAUGAUGACAUGAGAAAAUACAUAUUUGUGGGAAAGAAUCCACUGGACGAGAGGAAUGCUGCCUUGCAAAAACAAAGGGAGGAGAUGGAUAAAAUCAUGGAACCAACAGCUGUGAUAAAGGCUGAAGCACAAACACAGACAGAGCCCAUGGAAGACAGCUUGGAGGAACAGCUCAAAGGGGACAUGGAAGAAGUUGAAGGUCAUGACAUAGACAAAGAGAAAGAGGACCUGGAACAAACCAACAGGCUGGCAAUGAUAGAGAGGGAUGAGUUGGAAUCCAUGAAGUCUGAAAUAGGAAAACAAAGACAGGAAAUAGAGGAGAACAAUCAAAAGAUACAGGAUGAGAAGGCUGAGAUUGAAAAGAUCAAGAAUGAUUUACAGAAACGGUCAGAUAAUCUAGACAACCUCGUGGAAGAGACAAAGAGGGAAAAGGAGAAUGUUAAGGACAGGGCUGCUCAAAUCCAGAAGGGUCAGGAGGGAAUUGAACGUGUUAGUGAGGAUAUCAAGACAAAGAGCCCUGAACUGGAAAUGUUGAAAGCUGAGAUAAAGACAGAGAAACAAGAAACAUUCAACCUGAAGGACAUGACAUCAAAGGAGAAACGUAACUUGGAACAAAUUAAAGUGAAGAUGGAGAAAGAAAUACAAGAACUGGAGAACACCAAGGAAACGACAGAAAUUGAUAUUAGUCGGCUGGAACAAAGAAGAGUUGAGUUAGAAGGAGAAGAAGAUGGAGUGAAAAAUCAGAUGGCUUCACUGACAGAGGAAGAGCAGAGUAUGAAAGAGAAUAUUGGGAAGAUGAAAGAAAAUUUAGAGCAGAUUAAUGCUGAAAUACAAGUACAGAGAGAUGACAUUGCAACACAAAUGGAAGAGUUAAAUGUCAAGAAAGAAGAGCUGGAAAACAUUCAAAUGGACAUCGACAGACAAAUAGAACAGAUGGGCAAAACACAAAAUGCUAUAAUCAUGGAAAAGAAUGAACUGGAAGAGAAGCUUGCUGGCGUGCAAAAACAAACAGAGGAGGUGGAAGCCAUCAUUGAAAUGACAAAGAGGGAGAGGGAGGAUGUGGCGAGGAUAAAGGCUGAAACAGAGGAACAGAAAGAUCAAAUGGAAGACAACCUGAUGGAAACUCUGAAACACGACAGAGAAGAACUUGAACGCCUAAAAGAAACAGAAAGAAAGGAGGAAACUAAGGACAUUAAAAAGAAGACAGGGAGGGAGACGGAGGGGUUAGAACGGGUUAACAUAGAGUCCCAGAGAGCGCUGGAAGAUCUGGAGAACGUUGUGGAGGAAACCAUGGAGAACGAGGGUGCAGAGGAAAUGGCUAUCCAAAUACAAAAGCAAAUGGAGGACAAUGUGAGAAUCAUUGAGGAGAUGGAGCAAGAGAAGGCAUAUUUAGAGCUGAUGAACAUUAAGAUGCAAAGUGAGAGAGAAGAAAUAGACUCUAACAAGGCCAUGAUUGAAAGGGAGAAGGAUGACCUGCAACAAAUGAAGUCUAUGAUUACGCGGCAGAGAUGCGAAAUUGAACAAAUUACCGCCGUCUUAAGGGACGAGAGGGACACUCUUGAGCAAUUUAAGACUGAUAUGGAAAGACAGCGACAGGAGAUGAUGAACAAUAUGGACUUGGUGGAAAGAGAGAGAGAUGAACUGGGAAAGACGAGGUCGGAGAUGGAUGAGUUGGAACACAUGGCAGCUGAAAUAGAAAGACCGAAGGAGAAGAUUGACAAAAGAAAGGGUGCAGCAAUGAUGGAGGCGCCUCUGCUGGAGGAAAGAGAAGACAGCGUUCAGAAACAGAGUGAUGAAGUUGUCUUCAUCUCAGACACAACACAGACAGAAAAAAUAAAGGAUGAACCCGAACAAAGCACGGUUGAGACACUUCAGACACAGGACGAAACGAUGGACUCAGUCAAGAAGGACAGAGAUGAUCUAGAACAAAUGAGAGCAACAGAUGAAAGGCUCCCAAAGAGAGAUCAUUUGGAGAAAAUCCGUCAGGAGGCUCAGGCAGAAAAGGAGGAGAUUGAGAAGAUUAAGCACAGAGUUCAUGAGAUGAAAGAACAUCUAGAGGGAAGACUAGCAGUGAUUCAGAGACACGAGUUGGUACAGAGAACAAGGAUACAAAGAGAGAAAGAAGAGCUAAAGAAGAUGAAGGAAGAGUUGGAGAGAGACAGCCAAGCUCGGCAAACAGAGUGGGACAGAGGUAGGAGGAAACUUCAGGAGAAGGACCAGGAGCUUGAGAUGCUAAAAGUGGAGAUGUUCCGAGAGAUCGAGAGACUGCAGGUUCAUAUGGAAAAAGAGAUGGAAACACUGGAGACAAGUGACAAAGGUGUCCAAACCUCAGACGUGGUAUUAACCAUAGAAGAAGAGAGAAUGUGGUUGAUGGAGGACUCAACGACAGAGGAGUACAGUAUGCUGGCAGAAAUAAGUCAAGAAACAGAGCAAACCACAGUGGAUAUGACAUUCGCCAGUUCAUCACUGGAGCUCCAGGGUCAAUCAGAGGAGCACACAGUGAUAGAGGAUGCUCAGAUGAGCGUAGUAAGAGCAGAGGCUUCUCCAUUCAGCAGGUUGCUACGGUGGCUUUGGCGCUACUGCUGUGGCUGCUGCCGCUGUUGUGACUGCUGCGGAAGGGAGUGUGAAGAAGAAGAGGAGGAGAACAUAGUAUAGUCCCAACUAUAUCAGUGGGGCUUAAAAUAAAUACAUUUGCUAUGUAAAGGCUGUGUGGGAAAAAAUCUGGUUCAGUAAUAUGAAUUGUGAUACAACACCAUCAGUUAUCAUUCAUUCAGUUACAUCACGUAUGAUCUCUAUUCUACGACGCCCAAGUGAUAAGAAAUCAUGUCGAGAUGAUGAUAUGCAACAACCUGAUUUAUAUGCGGUGUUGUAAGGGUUGUGCAGUAUCGCAGUGCUAUGUAUUUACAAUGAUGGUCAACUAAGUUUGCACUGAAUAUUAGAUCUAGAGAGAGCAACAUGUAGCUUUAUUUAUUUGUUAUAUUUAUUAUGAAACAUGUAUUUAUUACAUCUCUUUACAGCUUUUGUUAAAGGUGCACUGGAUACUGAAUGGACUCUUAUCACGAUUUGUCGUCAUAAUUUGUCAAAACAAGUUAUUUUAUACUUUUAGUUUUCUUAUUUUUAUACACACGGAAUUUGCAGUAAACAAAGCGCUAUUCUAUCAUUUUCUCAGGGACAGCUGUUGUUCUUUAAGCCAGUAUUUUGUAAGUGUAAAAGCCUUGUAAAUUCAUUUAUAAGCGUGUCAUUCUAAUGUAUUUAAUUUGGUUAUUUCUGCAUCUCUUUCUCUAUACAUCCACAAUUACAACAAACAAAUGUGCUAUUAUGUUCUCAGAUGGGAUGAAUUCACAGUGAAGUAAUGGAUACUAGCAGUGACUGAAGAAGUACAAAAUACACUUGAUUCUUUUGAUAUGAGCAAUGGUUCCCUUCAUGAACUUCAGUGGGGUCUGGGAUUCACUCAGUCAGUCCUAAUUGAAAAGCAUUUACAUUGCAAGGUUGGGUCAAUAAUCAGCAAUGACAGUAACCCAGACACAGAGGGUUAGGUUGGCCUCAGCAGACCUAAACCAUUGUUGUCGGGGGCAGCUGAAAGGGGACACUAAUAAAGUAGUCAUGACCCAGGAAAUUGCUUAUAACCUGUUCCUUGUCUUGAAUGGCAAGGAAAGUUACUCAAAGUUGGCACAUGAACUUGGCAGUUCACACUUGCCCCACAACAGUGGUCUAUGAGAGCUGAGUUUGAAGUUUUGCAAAAACUUCAUGUCAUGUCAAAAGAAUCAAUGCACUAUGGGCCGGUUUCCUGGACCUAAAAGGAUUCUCUAUGGAGACUAUCCAUACUUUAGUUUUUUAGUUCAGGAAUAGGUUUAACUAAAUGAUUUUCUCAAGAAUAAUGUUGACCCAAAGGCUGAUGGUGGCGAUAGAGGAAUAAAAAGCAUAUCUCACUCACAAUUUGACAGACACUAUUAAAAGUGCGAGAAUACGGCAAUACAAAAAGUAUGUUUCUGACAUUGGAUGGAACAUUCAUAUUCCUGUGGAAAAGCACAGCUGCAAUGCCUGGGAAAUCGACCAAUCACUCAUGUACCUGGAUACUAUUUAACAUUGUUGUCAAAUUACUGUUUGCCUGUAACCCAAUAAAGACACCAUUAAUAAAUG
Molecule: messenger RNA, 29149 nt
Organism: Oncorhynchus mykiss (rainbow trout)
Lineage: Eukaryota; Metazoa; Chordata; Actinopteri; Salmoniformes; Salmonidae
Source: RefSeq, a predicted model, not a curated record